AGGUGGGGGUGGGCGAGGAGGGGCGCCCACGUCACGUGCCCGCGCAGGGGCCGCAAUAAAUGCCCCGCCGCCGGAGUGAGCGGCGGAAGCGCUGGGCGCCCGGCUGUGCGCACUCGGCUGCACCGAGCGGGAGCGCCAGGCCGCCGCCAGCCGUCGCCGCGAGCAGCUCGUGUCCCCGCCCCUUGUUCCUGCGCAUCAGGCUCGGAGAAGCGCUGACGCCCACCCCGGCGAGCUAACCGGGGAGCUCCCUUUCCGCCCGACUGCAGGCUCUAACUUUGAAGCGCUUCGCCCGCUCCUUCUCCCAGGUCCGAGAGGAGCCGUCGAGGCCGAGGCUCGCGCCCCUGCGGUCGGCGCCUCGUCGCCGGAGGACGCGCGGUGGCCCGGUCCUUCCCGAAGGACUGCGUGCGUGGCCGCGUGCGGAGGCUGGGGCGGCUGGGCUCGGUGGGCAGCUGCACACCGGAGAGCCAAAAGGAGUGGAAGAACCUGUCUUGGAGAUUUUCCUGGGGAAAUCCUGAGAUCAUUCAUUAUGAAGUGUACUGCGCGGGAGUGGCUCAGAGUAACCGCAGUGCUAUUCAUGGCCAAAGCAGUUCCAGCCAUGAUAGUUCCUAAUGCCACUUUAUUGGAGAAGCUUUUGGAAAAGUACACGGAUGAGGAUGGUGAGUGGUGGACCGCCAAGCAAAGAGGGAAAAGGGCCAUCACAGACAAUGACAUGCAGAGUAUCUUGGACCUUCAUAAUAAAUUACGAAGUCAGGUGUACCCAACAGCAUCAAAUAUGCAGUAUAUGACAUGGGAUAUAGAACUGGAAAGAUCUGCAGAAUCCUGGGCUGAGACUUGUAUAUGGGAACACGGACCUGCAAGCUUGCUUCCAUCAAUUGGACAGAAUUUGGGAGCACACUGGGGAAGAUAUAGGCCCCCAACUUUUCAUGUACAAGCAUGGUAUGAGGAAGUGAGAGAUUUUACCUACCCAUAUGAACAUGAAUGCAACCCUUAUUGUCCAUUCAGAUGUUCUGGUCCUGUAUGUACUCAUUAUACACAGGUGGUUUGGGCAACAAGUAACAGAAUAGGCUGUGCCAUUAAUUUGUGCCAUAAUAUGAACAUCUGGGGGCAGAUAUGGCCCAAGGCUGUCUACCUGGUAUGCAAUUAUUCCCCAAAGGGAAACUGGUGGGGCCAUGCCCCCUACAAACAUGGACGGCCCUGUUCUGCUUGCCCACCUAGUUUUGGAGGAGGCUGUAGAGAAAAUCUGUGCUACAAAGAAGGAUCAGACAGAUACUACCCUCCUCAAGAAGAAGAAACAAAUGAAAUUGAACGGCAGCAGUCACAAAUCCAUGACACCCGCAUUCAGACAAGAUCAGAUGAUAGUAACAGAAACGAAGUCAUAAGCACACAGCAAAUGUCUCAAAUUGUUUCUUGCGAAGUAAGAUUAAGAGACCAGUGCAAAGGAACAACCUGCAAUAGGUAUGAAUGCCCUGCUGGCUGUUUGGAUAGUAAAGCUAAAGUUAUUGGCAGUGUACAUUAUGAAAUGCAAUCCAGCAUCUGUAGAGCUGCAAUUCAUUAUGGUAUAAUAGACAAUGACGGUGGUUGGGUAGAUAUUACUAGACAAGGAAGAAAACAUUAUUUCAUCAAAUCCAAUAGAAAUGGUGUUCAAACAAUUGGCAAAUAUCAAUCUGCUAAUUCCUUCACAGUCUCUAAAGUAACAGUUCAGGCUGUCACUUGUGAAACAACUGUGGAACAACUGUGUCCAUUUCAUAAACCUGCUUCACAUUGCCCAAGAGUCUACUGUCCUCGUAACUGUAUGCAGGCAAAUCCACAUUAUGCUCGUGUAAUUGGAAGUCGAGUUUAUUCUGAUCUGUCCAGUAUCUGCAGAGCAGCAGUACAUGCUGGGGUGGUUCGAAAUCAUGGUGGUUAUGUUGAUGUUAUGCCUGUGGACAAAAGAAAGACUUACACCGCUUCUUUUCAGAAUGGAAUCUUCUCGGAAAGUUUACAGAAUCCUCCAGGAGGAAAGGCAUUCAGAGUAUUUGCUGUUGUGUGAAAUGGAACACUUGGAAGAGGAUUGUAAAGAUUAUUCCAAAUGCCAUAUUUCUGAAGUUUGUAUAAAACUGUAACAUUACUGUACAGAAGAUAGCAACUAUUUUUAGCCCCCCAAAAGUGCCAAAUGCAUAUAAAUCUUGAUAGACAAAGUCUGUAAAAUAAAACAUGGGACAGUAUUAGCUUUGGGAAAAGUAAUGAAUAUGUAAUGGUUUUAGAAAUCCUGUGUUAAAUAUUGCUAUAUUUUCUUAGCAGUUAUUUCUUCAGUUAAUUACAUAGUCAUGAUUGUUCAGCAUUUCAUAUGUUUAUAUUUUAUGGUGCUUUAUAUAUGCCACUAAUAAAAUGAAUCUAAACAUUGAAUGUGAAUGACCCUCAGAAAAUCAUCUGGUGCAUUUAAAAAUAAUCAACUCUAAUAAAAUGAAAGAAACUGUAUUAUCACAUAUUCCCCAGUUCAAUAUUAUACCAUUACCUACUCCAAAUAAUCUCAAAUUAUUUUCCACUUAAAACCUGUAUAGUUUUUCUCUUUUGUUAAGUUUAGGCAUAUAGAAUAUUGAGUCCUGGUAUUGCACUUCUUAUUUUGUAUAAAAUAAUUGCUUAAUAUCCAAGUGAAUCUGUCAAAAUGUUUGAUUCCUUGGGAAUGGUUUUAAUAGUAAGUGGAAUGAAUUCAAUGUAGUGGUAUGGAAAUAUUCCUAGUGAUCAUAUAGUAAAUACAGGGGUAAACGUGGGCAGCCAGAGCUUUCUAUGUAUUGUUCAAACUGAGGUCACACAUUUUCUUUUGCAUCCUGGCAAAUACUCCUGCAGGCCAGGAAGUAUAAUAGCAAAAUGUUUAACAGUAUAAUGUAUUGUAUCACCAUUGCCACUGAUUUUCUUAAUGGUAAAUGGCCUUGUGUAUAGAUGUUGCCAUAUUAUGGUACCUAUAAUGGUGAUAUAUUUGUUUCUAUGAAAAAUGUGCUUUGAGACCAAGAAUCUGUAAAAUGUUAAUUUUGGUAAUUUUUUGUCUACUGAUGAAUUUAUUCUUUCCCUGUAAACAUAUUAAAAUUAAUCAUGUUUCAAAAUAUUA
Messenger RNA from Manis pentadactyla (Chinese pangolin), 3085 nucleotides. RefSeq names its product cysteine rich secretory protein LCCL domain containing 1 (gene CRISPLD1). The transcript is spliced from 15 exons. The record is from RefSeq and is a predicted model, not a curated record. Gene Ontology annotation, cellular component: extracellular region. NCBI's taxonomy places the organism in Eukaryota, Metazoa, Chordata, Mammalia, Pholidota, Manidae. Bases 527 to 2029 code for a protein of 500 amino acids.